AUGGCGUCGACAUUUAUGCAACAGUUCACCAGAAAGACGAAGGACGUAGCGAAACGGUCGACGAAGAGGUACGUGGAGGAAGCGCUGUACAGAAACCUCCUCAAAGAAGGGAGCGAAGAAGAAAGCGUAAGGCAACAAUUGAACCAGUUCUUGAAGUCCCAUAAAAGUGCUUUCAAAUGGGAGGUGGAUCAUUCCAUCAAACUUCUUCGUCAACGCCACCUCUAUGGCCCUGCACUCAAGCUUUCAGAGACUAUGAAAAAGAGGGGAAUGAACAAGACAACUAGUGAUGAAGCUAUACAUCUUGAUCUCAUCGCAAAAACUAGGGGCAUUGCCUCAGCAGAAACAUAUUUUGUUACUCUUCCGGAUACAUCAAAGAAUCAUUUAAUCUAUUGUGCUCUCUUGAACUGUUACUGCAAAGCUUUGAUGGUCAGGAAAGCGGAGGCGUUAAUGGAGAAGAUGAAAGAACUUAAUUUAGAAUUGACGGCUAUGCCUUAUAAUAGUUUGAUGACUCUCUACACAAAAAUUGGUCAGCCUGAAAAAGUCUCCUCCAUGAUCCAAGAGAUGAAAGACAGUAACAUAAUGCCAGAUUCUUUUACGUAUAAUGUUUGGAUGAGGGCUCUUACUGCUGCCAAUGAUAUUAAUGGGGUUGAGAGGGUUAUUGACGAGAUGAAGAGGGAUGGUCGAGUUUCUUCAGAUUGGACAACAUACAGCAACUUAGCAUCAAUCUAUGCUGAUGCUGGCUUAUUUGAUAAAACAGAGAAGGCACUUGUGGAAUUGGAGAAGAAAAAUGAUCGGCGAGAUCUGUCUGCAUACCAGUAUUUAAUCACAUUAUAUGCCCGCACUGGAAAUAUUCGUGAAGUCUACCGAGUCUGGCGCUCCUUGAGACUUGCUUUUCGUAAAACGGCAAACAUUAGCUAUCUGAAUAUGAUUCAAGCGUUGGUUAACCUUAACGAUUUACCAGGCGCUGAGAAAUGUUUCAGGGAGUGGGAAUCUGGGCAGCCAACUUAUGAUAUCCGUAUUGCAAAUGUUCUCAUUGGAGCUUAUUUAAAAAAUGGUUCGUUGGAGAAGGCUGAAGAACUCAAGGAAAGGGCCCGUAGAUGUGGGGCAAAGGCUAAUGCCAAAACUUGGGAGAUUUUCCUUCAUCAUUAUCUCCAGAGCGGAGAUAUAAAAUUAGCUCUGGAGUGUAUUCAGAAUGCCAUUUCAAUUGGUAGAGGUGAUGGUUCUAAGUGGGUUCCUCCCUCAGCAGUUGUGACAGAAUUUAUGGAACACUUUGAGCAAACCAAGGAUGUUGAUGGUGCAGAAGGUUUUCUAGAGGUUUUGAAACAGUCUGUAGAAGCAUUAGAUCUGAAUGUAUUUGAGACAUUGCUGAGAACGUAUGCAGCUGCUGGAAGAACGAGCCCUGCCAUGCGCUACCGGAUCAAGAUGGAAAAUGUGGAGUUAAGUGAGGAAGGUAAAAAGUUGCUCGAAGUCAUCUGUGUAGAGUGA
Molecule: messenger RNA, 1485 nt
Organism: Oldenlandia corymbosa var. corymbosa
Lineage: Eukaryota; Viridiplantae; Streptophyta; Magnoliopsida; Gentianales; Rubiaceae
Source: the annotation of a GenBank genome assembly